AAUGGAAAUCCAAGCACAAAAUGAAAGUGUUAGGGGUUCCCAAAUUUAUAGCCAUGGGAUCCAGUGAAAAAAAUGGAACAAAAUACCGCUUCAUGAUCAUGGAGAGAUUUGGAGAAGAUCUGCAGAAGAAAUUUGAAAGGAAUGGAAAGAGAUUUCCCACAGAGGCUGUGUAUAGAUUGGGACUAAGAAUGCUGGAUGCCUUAGAGUAUAUCCAUUCCAAGGAAUAUGUCCAUGCAGAUAUAAAAGCAUCAAAUAUGCUGGAAGGAUUUAAAGACACAGACCAGGUGUAUUUAGUUGAUUAUGGUCUUGCAUUCAAAUUCUCAUGUGAUGGAAAGCACAAAGAAUACAAAGAGGACCCCAGAAAAGCACAUGAUGGGACAAUAGAAUUCACCAGUAGAGAUGCUCAUGUUGGGGCAGCACCUUCAAGAAGGGGUGACAUAGAAAUUCUUGGAUAUUGCCUACUACAAUGGCUGUGUGGUCGGUUACCAUGGGAAAGUAAUUUAGAGAACAAAGACUUUGUCAGAGAUCAAAAACUCAAGUAA
Molecule: messenger RNA, 542 nt
Organism: Lingula anatina
Lineage: Eukaryota; Metazoa; Brachiopoda; Lingulata; Lingulida; Lingulidae
Product: serine/threonine-protein kinase VRK1
Biological process (GO): protein phosphorylation
Molecular function (GO): protein kinase activity; ATP binding
Source: RefSeq, a predicted model, not a curated record